Molecule: messenger RNA, 555 nt
Organism: Dipodomys ordii (Ord's kangaroo rat)
Lineage: Eukaryota; Metazoa; Chordata; Mammalia; Rodentia; Heteromyidae
Gene: Ankrd9
Product: ankyrin repeat domain 9
Exons: 3
Coding region: 115-555 (146 amino acids)
Source: RefSeq, a predicted model, not a curated record
GAAGCGGAGGUUCCAGGAGGGAAAGUGACCACCGACUUCCACAGCGCCAGGUCGGUCCCCGGUGGCCUGGGCCCAUGCCUUGAGGUUGAGGUCGCGCGGUGCCCUGCGGUCAGCAUGCCGUGGGACGCGCGGCUCGGGGGAGGCGCCGACGGCGGGCCCGAGGGCGCGGGCGCCGCCCGCUCAAGGGCGCAGAAGCAGUGCCGGAAGUCAUCCUUCGCCUUCUACCAGGCGGUGCGCGACCUGCUUCCGGUGUGGCUGCUGGAGGACAUGCGCGCCAGCGAGGCCUUCCACUGGGACGAGCGCGGGCGCGCCGCCGCCUACUCGCCGUCGGAGGCGCUGCUCUACGCGCUCGUGCACGACCACCAGGCCUACGCGCACUACCUGCUGGCCACCUUCCCGCGGCGCUGGCUGGCGGGCCUGGCGCCGCCCUCGCUCUUCGCGCGCGCCAUGCAGGUGCUGGUCACCGCCAUCUCCCCGGGCCGCUUCCCCGAGGCCCUGGACGAGCUGCCGCUGCCGCCCUUCCUGCAGCCCUUGGACCUCACUGGCAAGGGCUAG